GCUAUUUAUUCAACAGGUCAUCCUACUAGCGCUCACUUGUUACAUUAUUGCGGCGCUGCAGACUCAUCAAUAACUCAGAGCUAUAUGAUAAAGAUGCCAAGGUCGUUUCUGGUGAAAAAACAUCUCACUAAUAAGAAGCCAAACUAUGGAAUUCUGGAUUCAAAAGCAGACGAUCUCUACACCAGCCUGGUCCAGCCUGAGGUASCCUGUUACAYCCCCAGCACUCCUCAGCCCCUGGAGGGUUGGCUGCCAGGGCCAAGUCUCAUCCCCACACCAGCCUCCAUGCACUUUCCACAGGUAGACAGGCUGCCUUCAAGGGACACCAGCUUGUCCCUGCAUAGCUCAACACAGGAAAUCACCUACCCCCUGUCAGUGUCUCACAWCAAUCCACUAAGAGACUCACAGUCCGGACUUAAGUCCCUGGGAWCCAUGGAACCCCAGACCUUCCUGCUCUCACAGGACUUCAGACACCUGGAGGAGAGGGGCAGCAUGCCUAAUCCCCUCCUGGGCCUUGUCCACUCUGGUGUUAGUCAGGAGCGCUUUGAAUGCUUUGACUGCCACAAAGCCUACUUCACCUUCUCUGGGCUGGCCAAGCACAGGCAGUUGCACUGUGAGUGGCAGUGUCACAAGUACUUCAGCUGCAAGUACUGUGACAAGGAGUAUGUGAGCCUGGGAGCUCUGAAGAUGCACAUCCGAACACACACACUGCCCUGCGUCUGCAAACUCUGUGGGAAGGCCUUCUCCAGGCCUUGGCUGCUCCAGGGACACAUUCGCACACAUACAGGUGAGAAGCCCUUCUCCUGCCCACACUGCAGCCGGGCGUUUGCUGACCGCUCCAACCUCCGAGCACACCUACAGACACACUCUGACAUCAAGAAAUACCAGUGCAAGAGUUGCUCCAAAACCUUCUCCAGGAUAUCUCUGCUCUCCAAGCAUGAAGAGUCUGGCUGCUGCCCACAGUCCUGAUGCCAUUUACUGCCUGUGCUGCCCACUCUGAACCUGUUGCCUACUUGCCUAGGCUAUGUCUGGUUCUACUAACAUCAGACUGCUGUGCCCUCACAAAGCACUGGAGAUAGACUGCUAUUAAUGACACGGAGCUCUGACUGCUGUAUGUUUUUGGUCUCUGACAUUUCAAGCUCAUGAAAUAAGCACAACGGACUUUGUCCAAAGACAUUCUUAUGUCAUAUAUUUGAUAUAUGAAGUAGUUGUUUGACAAAAAAAAAGAGAAGUUAUCGCAUGCUGCCAAAAAUACUUGAAAUUUAAGAGCCUUGAAGUUUUUGAUUGUGUUAUUGAUGAUUACCUGUGCCUUUUGAGGAAAUGUAUAGCUGGAGUAUACAAUUUUGUAUGAACUUUGUUUGUUUAAAAACAAUAAAUAYCUACUUUUGUACAAUAUGCCUAAAUAUGAAAACAUGCAUGAUCAUGGGAGACAUGAACCACUGAGAUGAAAGCACAAGCCCUUGUCUAAGUCAAGAAAUAUUGAAGAAACCCAMUUUUCUAAAAUCAAAACAAAGACUGAGUGACUGCUGAAGAGUACACAAGUAGAGUAUUAGAACUAAAUGUUAGCGCUUUCCUAUCAGUGACCCGGCACGUUCCUACUUUACGACCAUUUCUUGGCAUUGUGAGAUCACUGGCAUACUGUAAAUAUCAUCAUGGGCACACAGGAAACUGGAGAAUAAAGCAAUUAGGAUAAACAGAUAGUGUGGGUGACAUUCUGGAAGUGU
Molecule: messenger RNA, 1721 nt
Organism: Salvelinus sp. IW2-2015
Lineage: Eukaryota; Metazoa; Chordata; Actinopteri; Salmoniformes; Salmonidae
Gene: snai3
Product: snail family zinc finger 3
Biological process (GO): regulation of DNA-templated transcription
Molecular function (GO): RNA polymerase II cis-regulatory region sequence-specific DNA binding; DNA-binding transcription factor activity, RNA polymerase II-specific
Source: RefSeq, a predicted model, not a curated record